UGCAACACCAGUUUAGUCGUUGGCGGGAUUCCAACCCAUCCGGAUCGUGUUGUGUAACGUUUGUUAAAAAGGCGACCGUCCGACAACGUCCAGUACGUGUUACAAACAACCAGUGUGAAAGUCGUGUGUGCGUAUCAUCAGUUCUACUGCUGCUGCGGCCCGUUUGAUGCGUUGAUCCGGAAGGGAACGAAACCAUCAUUAUCAUAUCGUGCCAUAUCAUCGCUGUGGUUUAUCACCGCGUACAGAUCGGUCCAUAUCAAAGCCCUAAACCACGAGAUUGAUUAAUCGGCAAACGGAAACCGGUCCGUGUGUGUGUCGUCGUCGUCGCACCACGCAUUUUUCUGCCGUUUGCCUUGUGUUCCCUGUGAGCUGAUUGUCUCGUGGUGAUUUGUCAGUUGUUAACGUCUUCGGCCGAAGAACCGCGUUACAUUCGGAUUGCAUCAAACAUAAUAGUCAUUAAUUUAUUACAUUAACGCACGCCGACGGCCCUUGCCUUCUGGUUGGAAGCGUGGUCUGUAGCCCUUCUGACGGUUUAAAGCCAGUCAGAGCGUGGUAGGCUGUGAGCAGUAAAGGAUCCACCUAGCUACGGGCAGCCCUUAGCUUAGUGCGUCUGUGUUGUCUGAGAAAACAGUGAAGUGAACUUGUUCUGAAAGGCGCUGAAAGGCAAGUCCAUCGACCGACAAGUAGCAACAUCGGGCCGAAGCAACACCACAGCCAGUACACCAGCACGAAAAUGAGUUCAAAAGCAUUACCAAAUCUAUUUAUGCUAUCAGCGGCAGUUAUUGUGGUGCUGGCGGCGUUAGUGAUCGUCGGACCGCAGCCGGCCGCCGCCAACGACAGUCAGAAUAUUAACCGGCUGCUUAACAAUCAGGUGAUUGUUAGUCGGCAGAUCAUGUGCGUGCUGGAGAAGAGCCCCUGCGACCAGCUCGGCCGACAGCUGAAAGCCGCCCUGCCGGAAGUGAUACAGCGCAACUGCCGGAACUGUUCGCCCCAGCAGGCCCAAAACGCUCAGAAGCUGACGAACUUCCUGCAGACCCGCUACCCGGAGGUGUGGGCAAUGCUGAUACGCAAGUACGGUGCCGUUUAAGCUGCUGAAGCUGCUGUGAAGGAACCGUGUGGAGCACAUGGCAGCAAAGGAGGAGAGCAGCAGGCAAAUGUUCGCCAUAAUUUCACCACACCAUCGUCGUCGUCGUCGUCGUCAGCAUCUUAUCGUCUACCUUGCCGUCAGUGGGAACGGAACCGAGUUUCACCAUGUCUGGAACCGAGCCGCCAGUUCCAAUAAAAGCGUAUUACUCCAGCGGGGAGUGUACCCAUGCUGCCACCCCGUACCACUCAACAUAUCCGAACCUUCUUCCUCCGUCUAUCUCUGUGGCAUGCUUAUUGCCAUCCAAGCAUGCCAUAGCUUAACGUUCCACCCAAAGGUAGCGCUGCUGAUGGACGGUUUUUAUUUCCAUGCUUGCUUUCCCGGUUGACAGUCACUGACACUGACUGGCACUGGCACGGGCUGGCGGGAUGAAAUUUAAAGUAACAACAACAACAACAGCAGCAGCACCAAAAAGUCAUAUCAUUUCGAUUUCACACUUGUUUACACAUCUUGUGCUUUAUGCGGAAACGUCUGCAGCGCGUGCAUAUUGUAAAUCGAGCGCUAUAUUUAUCGCGCAUAAAAGCGUACACCCGAUUCAAGACGAGGCUUUUGCUCAUUUGCUGACACACUUUUUGGAUUCUGUUUUUCUUACUUUUCCUUUUCCUCACAAUCCCAUUCUCGCACACAAUCCUUACUUUAUUGAGUUUCACACAAUAUAAUUUACUUCACCAUGCUCGUACGUUUCCGGCGUUUAGCUUCUCGGUACGAGAAGCUGCUUGUUGUCGAGCUGUCGUCGCCAUGGUGACACGGUUUUGGCGCACCCGCCCGACGCUUGAAUGUUAUUCUUUUACACCGCUCCCACUCCUCUGUUUUUGACAUCUGGGGCUACAUUUGUUUGUACGACGACAAACAGUACACCAGCAACAUGAUGCAUAAUCGGAUUAUGACUACUCUCUCUCCCUCUUUUGCGAGCAUGUCGGUAGUGUGUACGCCUCCUGACGACAGAGCCUGAUCGAGCGUGGGCGACUCUGGAAUGACGUUUGAUGGAAUGACCGUUUUUCUUUGCUGACAUGGCACAAUACCAGUGGGCGAACUCAUUCAUAAUAAUAAUAUUAAACAAUACUAAUAAUAAUGCUAUGUGAUAGAACCAUCAUAUCCCCCUGUUGUCCCCAUAUCGUCCCCUGCGGAGCCAGAAAUGUCUCAGCAGUGACAGGUCCAGUUUUUGGCAUGUUAAAGUAAAAAAGGAUUAAAAAAGAAAACAAAACAAAAUACCAAUAAACUCCCGACACAAUGCUAACGAUAAAUAAUGGUUUGUUAACAAAAGAAAUUGACGAAUAAAAAAAAACAGUCCCAUUAAACCCCUUGAUAGAGUGCAAGAAGCUCCCAUCGUUACCAAUCCUGGCUCUCCAUGUGAAUAUCAACAUGUCUCUUCUGUCUUAUCCCACUCGUGCAACGGUGUGUGAUCGCUCGUCUCAUCCGACAAAGGCACAAACAAAGGCGACGUGGAUGCCAGCGUGUGUUGUUCCCCCCUUUUUUGGGUGGUAGGAAUUUUACAAGAAAGCGAUAAGGUGGAUACGGCGAUUAACACCAUCCCCCCACCACCUCCCGACGCGUGUACGUGUACGUGUGUGUGUGUGUAUGUUUAGGUUAGUUUGAAGUAAAAUAAAGAGGAUUGAAGAAAACCCGUGAAAAA
This is a messenger RNA of Anopheles arabiensis, 2777 nucleotides long. RefSeq names its product putative odorant-binding protein A10. Lineage: Eukaryota; Metazoa; Arthropoda; Insecta; Diptera; Culicidae. Bases 734 to 1087 code for a protein of 117 amino acids. The transcript has 2 exons. The record is from RefSeq and is a predicted model, not a curated record.